GCGUAGAAUUGGAUGGUAUCGACGUCAAGAAACUGAUUAACGGAAAGAUCCCGGACCCAAACACGGCCACCCUCGCGGACAUGCUCAACGGCAAGGACCCGGCCACCCUCAAGAUAAAGGACUACUACAACGGCCACCUGCCGGACGAGCUGAAGGACGCGACGUUCUUGGACUUGAUCAACGGCCUGGACCCGAGGACCGUCAAGCUCAAGGACCUGCUGGCCGGCAAGGUCUUCAACCCGAAAGACCUGGCAUUGCCCAAGAAAUUCUCCCGGGAUAUUUCCGAUUCCAUCAAGAAUUUCGAGAGAUGUGAUGCGUGGAGAUAUGCUUUCGUGUUUAUGUGGUUUUUCCUGGAAGAGUCGUGUGGAGGAUCGGCUUUAAAGGGAUUCUCCCGUUGGUUCCUUCCAGCCUUUUUCGGGUACAAACUCUACAAGAACCUGACGGAGAAGGAGAGGAAAAAGGAGGAGAAGAAAAAGAUGAAGAUGCAGAAGAAGAAGAAA
This is a messenger RNA of Darwinula stevensoni, 500 nucleotides long. The record is from the annotation of a GenBank genome assembly. NCBI's taxonomy places the organism in Eukaryota, Metazoa, Arthropoda, Ostracoda, Podocopida, Darwinulidae.